Xyrauchen texanus (razorback sucker) is the source of this 1487-nucleotide messenger RNA. It is a transcript of the gene psma3, whose product is annotated as proteasome 20S subunit alpha 3. Gene Ontology annotation, biological process: ubiquitin-dependent protein catabolic process. The record is from RefSeq and is a predicted model, not a curated record. The transcript is spliced from 11 exons. The coding region runs from base 111 to 878 and encodes 255 amino acids. Gene Ontology annotation, cellular component: synapse; nucleus; proteasome core complex. NCBI's taxonomy places the organism in Eukaryota, Metazoa, Chordata, Actinopteri, Cypriniformes, Catostomidae.
GGAACUCGUUGAUCGCAGGUGAAAGAGAGGGAGAGCCGAUGCACUGCGAAGUUAGCGGCUGUUAAUGCUGGACAUUUACUCACAUUUAUAGUUCUUCAUCUUCAAUUAACAUGAGCUCCAUCGGGACUGGGUAUGAUUUAUCCGCCUCCACCUUCUCGCCUGAUGGAAGGGUAUUUCAGGUUGAAUAUGCCAUUAAGGCAGUAGAAAACAGCAGUACAGCAAUUGGAAUCCGCUGCAAAGAUGGAGUCGUGUUUGGUGUGGAGAAGUUGGUGCUGUCUAAAUUGUAUGAAGAGGGAUCCAAUAAGCGCAUCUUCAAUAUUGAUCGACAUGUUGGAAUGGCCGUGGCUGGUCUUCUAGCAGAUGCUCGGUCGCUCUCAGAUGUGGCCAGAGAAGAAGCAUCAAACUUUCGCUCAAAUUAUGGCCAUGACAUCCCUCUAAAGCACCUUGCAGACAGAGUGGCUAUGUAUGUCCAUGCAUACACGUUAUACAGCGCUGUGAGGCCUUUUGGAUGCAGUUUCAUUCUUGGGUCUUACGAUGAAGAUGACGGUCCUCAGCUCUACAUGGUCGACCCCUCUGGGAUUUCAUAUGGUUACUGGGGCUGUGCUAUUGGGAAAGCCAAGCAAGCUGCUAAGACAGAAAUCGAGAAACUACAGAUGAAAGAUAUGACUUGCAGAGAACUGGUGAAGGAGGUGGCAAAAAUUAUCUAUAUCGUUCAUGAUGAGGUGAAAGACAAAGCUUUCAAGCUGGAGCUCAGCUGGGUUGGAGAAGUCACAAAAGGAAGGCAUGAGCUUGUCCCUAAAGACAUCAAAGAGGAAGCUGAGAAAUAUGCUAAAGAAUCCCUGGAAGAGGAGGAUGAUUCUGAUGAAGACAACAUGUAAACAUCUUCCUCACUCCCUGUGUACCAUGUUUCACGCGUCCUGGCAACUUUCGGCUCUACUUCACACAGAUAAAAUACGUUUUUUAAUGCUUUGUAAUGGACUAAUGUUGUCCUACAUUUUCCUUUUUGUGGGUUUCAAACUUCAAAAUAAAUACGAUUUAUAAAAUUGAACGAAGUUCUGAUUCAUACUCCCAAAUUAUCAUAAUUACAUUAAUUAGCUGGGCAGCAAGGUUGUGUACCGAAUCCACCUUGUUUCUAAGAAAAUCUGUGUGCAUCACUAAACUGUUUAUGCAUGUCUUGUUUAUUAUUAAUGCAUGAUGUAUAUUAUUAGGAUGGCCACCAGGCAAUGAAUAUACUCUGUAUUUGGGUGUAGUAGAUAAACAGUAUUUCAGCAAUAAACUGCAAGGACUUGAACCUUUAAAUAAGGGUUAGCUUAGUUGUGCCAGUCACUAAUGUAAGGAACCACAAAGCAACUGUUUAUUAAUGCAAAACCUGAUGGCAUAAUAUUCUGACAUCGUGUAACCCAGGUUUACAUGCAUUUUAUGGUAUUUCAAAACGUGCUACAUUGGUGUUGAAGGAAUAGUUCCUUCAAAAAUGUACAUUUUCAUCA